Molecule: messenger RNA, 816 nt
Organism: Coffea arabica (coffee)
Lineage: Eukaryota; Viridiplantae; Streptophyta; Magnoliopsida; Gentianales; Rubiaceae
Product: probable serine/threonine-protein kinase PBL1
Source: RefSeq, a predicted model, not a curated record
AUGAGAGCUCUGGUACCACUUUGUUGGGUAUUAGAGCAGAAAAAGGUAGAGCAAGAUUCCACAAAUCAUGCUUCUCAACACCAUGACCUGGAAUUGUUCACGGAUAAUUUUAGUCAUUAUAACAAUCACAUUGCCAAGGCCCAAUACUGCGAACUGUAUCAUGGAAGGAUUCCUCAAGAUUGGAAAGGGUUUGAAGCCCGUGAUGUUACGGUUAAGGUGUGGGUAAAAGCUGCUGAAAUGAAUUUUAAGUAUCGGGUGGAAGCUUUGUAUCAAGAUCUUCUCGGGAAUUUUAAUCACUACGAGAUAACUCUUCUGAAGCAUCAUAAUUCGACCACUUCCAACUUGCCAGUGUUGAUGGCAUUUUGUCAGGUUGAUGAAAAGGAGAUGCUGGGCGUUGUUUAUGAUCUUAAGUCCAUGAAUACACUUCGCAACUUUGUUGAUAAAGGAGAGUUUAAAUGGCUUGACAGAAUCAAAGUAGCUGUUCGACUUGCUCAUCUUCUGGAACUUUUGCAUGGUUAUCAGCCUACAUAUUUGGUCCGUGAUCUUUCAGCAGCCCACAUCAUGCUUGACCAGGAUUUGAACCCUGUCUUGUUCAAUUUUUUCAUGCUGACUGGUGGAGUUAUUGGUGAGAAGAAGGAUGACACGCCGUUUCAACAGAAUCGUACUCUUUUUGGAUCUUAUGGCUACAUUGAUUUUGCUUAUGUUAUGACAGGCUAUUCGAUAUCAAAUCAGAAGUUGUCUUCUUCCCUCCAUGCAAAAGCUGGUUUUCAUGCAAAUCUGGAAAAGGCUAGGUGUUUUGAGGAUCUGUUGAAUUAA